UGGAGAAAAGUGUCAGGUAAAUGAGUAACUGUGUAAUGUACAGUGUGUAUGCAUAUAUAAGAGAGAAGCAAAAAACCUUCAGAGCAGAUCUUUUUUUCUCAAAUAGAAAUCUCUGAAUACUUUCUCUUUUAAUGAAGCAAAUCUGAGCUGUCACUUGGCAUUUUGAUUUGAGUCAUUAAAUCUUGAGCUCUACAGGUUAAGAGUUUCAAGAGGACACUGAUUUACCAUAAAUUUAGGUCUGAAGGGACUUUUUAGCAGCUUUUCUCACAGGCAGCCCUUAACAGCAGUGAAGGUACUUAAGCUUCGGCACGAGGCAAUGGUUAAACACGUCACACCUACAACAUUUCCUUGGCAGUUUCGUGUACCCAACGCUUGCAGCGCCUUACGGACAUCGAACGUCCGAUCCUAUUGUAUUCACUUUUGCAGACUUUUUGAUGGUUUGAGUUUCAUUCACAGACUCCAAUAGCCUCAGCAUGUCCAAGGUUGACAACAUUACCUUGGCCAUGUUCCAGGACAACACUGCCAGCAGCAUAGUGUCUGCUGUGUACAUCGUAGUGGCGCUCAUCAACUUCCCUGCAAACGGCCUCUGCAUGUGGCUGUUGCUCUUCCGCACUUCCCCCAAGACCCCUACCAUCAUUUUCAUGAUUAACUUGACCUUCACCGACCUAGUCAUUGGCUGCAUCCUGCCCUUCCAAAUAGUUUAUCUGGUCAGAGGCUACAACUGGCCCUUUAGCUCCAUGAUGUGCAGUUUUACAACAGUCUUGUUUUACGCCAACAUGUACUGCUCAAUUCUGACCAUGACCGCCAUAAGCAUCGCUCGCUAUCUUGGCAUCGUGCGGCCGCUGAAGUUCAAAAACAUUACGAGAAAUAAGGUAGGAGCUGUGCUCAUCUGUGGGAUCAUGUGGGUAAUUGUUUUGGCAGUACUGUACCCCCUGGAGAGCACUGACCUCACUUUUCACGUGGUCAGUCUCAACAUCACCACGUGUUUUGACAUCCUCCAAACGGGCAUGUUACCAACACAGACACUCUGGCUCAUUUACCUGGUAAUCUGGUGCGGUGUUCUCUUCCUGAUCCCCUUCAUCAUUACGCUGUUCUGCUACAUCCGUAUUAUGCGGACCCUGGCCUUGAACAGCAGCGACUCCAAAGGGAGGGCCCUCCGGCUCGCCUUACUCGUCCUCUUCAUCUUCAUUGUCUGCUUUGCACCCAACAACAUUCUCCUUGUGGCCCACAGCCUGCGGAGGCUGCUCUUUCAGGACUCCCUCUACAUGGCCUAUAAGCUGUCUCUCCUACUCAGCUGCGUAAACAGCUGCCUGGAUCCCUUCAUUUAUUACUUUGCCUCAAAGGAGUUUCGUAUGAAUCUGAGGGAGGUGCUGGACCUAGAUUCCAUCAGCAGCCGCAGAGCAUCCUUUCACAGAGCGACGUUCUUUUCCGGCCGCUCUAUGUCUCAAAGCCGUGCCGACGGCGAUGGCCAAGUCGGCUUUUCCGAGCAGGAAGCGACCCGUUGAUUUGAUCGGUGGAGGGAGGCAUUUUCUAAAAUUGCCUUGCACGAUGCGAGAAAUAGCUGAGAAUUUCUCUGAUUUUUAAAUUCUGUGAUAUUUUACACGAGGUCACCUCAUAUCAUCCGGUUUAAUCAAAUUUUUGGUGUUUUUUUAUUCUCCUUCUUGAGUAUUCAAAUGUGUAUAUUUGUACACCAUCUACUUUCACACAUUUUUACAACCUCAUUACUUGUUCUUCAUGUGCCUUAAAAAGGUAUCAAAUGUAUUGUUUGGACAGACAAUUCUCCACGUGUACAAUGAAGCCAAAUGAUAAUAAAUACCUGAAAAACUGUAUCACUGAGCAAAACAUGAUGAAUUCCUUUAAAACUGCAUCACUGAGCCAAAACACUGUAAAUGUUCUUCUGGUCAAGUUGAGUAUGUGCGCAACAGUAAUUUUGUGCUUAUAAUUUUUUUUUUUUGAUUAUAAUCAAGCCUGCUCAUUAGUCUGUGGGAAAUUAAAAACGAUGUGGAUUUAGUGCUUUAGCUGAAAAACAGAGGCAAGUUGACUCAUCUGUGCAAGACAACAGGAGCAAAACAACAGCCAAAAUGUUCAGUUGGCAUUUUUUACUUUCGGUAUAUGAUUUGUUGGUUUCCUUCAGUGCCGUGAUAUGUCUGAAAUUAAAUAAAGCCCUGUGAAUGAAAUGUCCAUGUAUGAGGCAAAUACUGACAUAUAGAAACUUUAUUUUCUUAAGAGCAAAAAAUGUAAAUGUCUGUUAAAUGUUCUUAUAGUU
Messenger RNA from Scleropages formosus (Asian bonytongue), 2266 nucleotides. RefSeq names its product P2Y purinoceptor 8-like. The record is from RefSeq and is a predicted model, not a curated record. Bases 474 to 1505 code for a protein of 343 amino acids. Gene Ontology annotation, cellular component: plasma membrane. The transcript has 2 exons. Gene Ontology annotation, biological process: phospholipase C-activating G protein-coupled receptor signaling pathway; positive regulation of Rho protein signal transduction. Gene Ontology annotation, molecular function: G protein-coupled receptor activity. Lineage: Eukaryota; Metazoa; Chordata; Actinopteri; Osteoglossiformes; Osteoglossidae.